AUGCGGAUCAGCGCUCCCACCAGAAUUCCCGUGUGGGCCCUCCUUGGUGCUCUCUGUGCCCUGGACGCCUGGUGGCCUGGGCUUGUGCGCAGCGGCGGCGGCGGGGGCCCCCCUGGACAGCCGUCCUCCGCGCAGGCGGCUGAGGCGGCGGCGCGCGAGGCGGAGCGGGCGCUGGCCUACGCUCGCAACCUCUCAGGCGGCCUGGCGGACCUCGCUCGGCUCUACGGGGAGGUGGAGACGCUUGCUGGCCGCGUGCGGCAGCUGCAGGACGAACAGGUCCGCCACAGCGAGGACGCGGGCUCGUUCUACGUGCACACCAUCGGCUUACUGCUCACGGGCGUGCUGACGCAAGUGGUGACGGCCGCGGCUGAGUUCUUCAAUGAGUUGCUGCCAGGCCGCGUCGUCACCGUGCACUAUGGUGACGACCGCGGCAUCUGGCACGAGCGGGUCCUGGUCUGGCUUGCCGAUUCUGCUCGCCCGUCCGCUCGUUGGACGAGCUUGACGCCAGACGGUGACGUCUACGAGGAGGAGCUCGCCAGCGGGGCCGACGGCGAUGGCCCUGACAUGGCGUCGCUGACGUUCGGCGCCGCACCAGCUCGCCAGCGGCCCGCGGGGCGGGUGUACCGCUUCCGUGCCUAUCAAGCGGAGGCGGAGCUGCUGCAGCUGGUGCGCACUGCCAGGCGCGCCGCCAGGGAUGCAGAUCUAGCCGUCUCGGAGCCACCGUACUACAUGCGGGGCGCCGAGGUGCUGGGCGGCGGGACGACGGUCAGCUUCGGGGACGUUUCUGGCUUCUACCGCCGCAUGGUACGGAAGGCCCCGCUGGCGGCGGCAGCCGUUGGCGGGGGCGGAGGCGACCGACCGCCUGUGGACGACGGUGACGAUGGGCUAGAGGACGGCGGCGCGGUCGGCGGCACUGCUACUCCUCCGCCUGGGCUCGGUGCUCGCGUGCUGACGGCCAGCGAGGCACCACCGCCGGGCAUGAGUUGGAUUGCGGCGAAGACGGUGACAGGCGAGAUCCAGAAGGGUGACGAGAUCACACCAGGUGUCGGAGAUGUGCUGUGGGGCGAGAGUGGGUUUCACGGCCUCUCGUCGGGCUUCAUCGUGCCCAUGGAGUUGGUCCCGACCUCCUCUAUCACGCGUGCCACGGGCGAUGGCGAUGAUGACGCCCGCCUGCUGGGUGCUCUGACGCGCGCGCGGGAGGGUCGGCGGCGCCGAGACUUCCGCGAGUCGGUGAGCCAGAUGCGCCAGGAGGUCUUAGACGACUUCCCACCGUCGGGCGAGCGCAGCUACAAGUGGCUGUGUGAGCAUAUCGCGGAGCAUGGUGGCACCCCCGACGGCCGCCAGCCGAAGUGGAUGACCGAGAGCAGCUGCGCGAAAGACUCGGCGGCCGUCCACUUCCACGACCUCCUGGGGCUCUACAUUGAGCUCGCGCAGACGUAUGACCAGGUCGACGGCUCGAACCUGGCCUGCAUGGAGGUAGUGGCGCGCACCUACCAGCUGGCGGAGGAGACGAUGGGCAGCAUGAAGGUAGAGGGGGUCGAGCACAACAUCGGCCGCUCGAACCAGAGUGCCCGCCGCGGCGUGGCAGUCGCCCCAGGCCUCGCCAAGUGCGCGACCGAGCAGCUCGCGAAGGAGACCGAGAUCCAGAAGCAGCGGAGGAAGGCGCGCGAAGAGAAGAGCGCCUCCUCGGGCAAGAGGGGACAGGGAUAA
Prorocentrum cordatum is the source of this 1710-nucleotide messenger RNA. Lineage: Eukaryota; Dinophyceae; Prorocentrales; Prorocentraceae. The record is from the annotation of a GenBank genome assembly.